AUGUCGCUACAAUCUGAGACUUUUCUUCUGAGUCAAGCCAUCCUCGCCCUUGUAAUCAUUUUCACUGCCAGAGUGGAAUCAGCAGAGGAGUCUCUGAAUAUUAUUCAUUCAAACACGUCACAGACCCUAGAAACAUCCACUUUGGGGAAAGGACAAGAACCACAAGCCCUUCAUCUGAUAAGGCCCUGCGGGGAAGAACACAGUGGGUUCUGUUUUAACGGCGAGUGCACAUACCCUCCCGAUCAAGACCUGCCCACCUGCAGGUGUCUGCCAUCCUACUCUGGUGAGCGGUGUGAACAUGUUGCACUCACCACUCAGGGACUGUCUAGUCCAGAGGAAAUCAUUGCGGUUGUCGCAGGGGUGGUCUUGUUGAUCUGCUGUGUUGUUGGUGUCACUUACUGCUGCAUAAGGAAAAGGUGUCAAAAGCAGUCGCUGCCUUACAAGACCUAUGCUUCGGAGAACUCAGUUUGA
Molecule: messenger RNA, 471 nt
Organism: Chanos chanos (milkfish)
Lineage: Eukaryota; Metazoa; Chordata; Actinopteri; Gonorynchiformes; Chanidae
Gene: epgn
Product: epithelial mitogen homolog (mouse)
Exons: 5
Coding region: 1-471 (156 amino acids)
Biological process (GO): positive regulation of mitotic nuclear division; epidermal growth factor receptor signaling pathway; positive regulation of cell population proliferation
Molecular function (GO): growth factor activity; epidermal growth factor receptor binding
Source: RefSeq, a predicted model, not a curated record